GCCCGCUUUCCCGCCCGAAAUUUGAAUUUAAUUACCGCCGUUCACAGCCACUUGCUGUCGCUCGAUCGCGAUGAUCAGAAACCUUGACUACGCGCUUUCUGUUUCAACUUUCACUCGAGUUGACCUCGACCUCUUUUCUUCUUUUUUUUUUCUUUCUUCUGAGGCAAUGCCUUCACCUCCCCUUUCCUCUGUAGGGAAGAGAAAGCUAUUAGCCCAUCUGUUCCUUCUUCUCGUUAGCACCAUCGUGCUCGGCCUCUCGAUCCAGGUUAACAAAUUCCAAGAAUGGUUUUACGUCGCAGACAUCUUUCCCUUCGCUCUUUCCCUAAUAUCGCUUGUCCUCCUCGCGGUGAUGCUGUGCCUGGACCUUAUUCUUCCAGGCGCCCCCUCUUUCACAUCCAAACCCUCAUUUGAGAUCGCCGCAUUCACCAUCAUGUCCAUUUUUGGCUCGCAUUCAAUGCAUUCUCUACCUCCCGGUGGCAAAACGUCCCCCUUUCCUGUGGAUCCAUUCCAGAGAACUUCUCAAGCAUGCGCUCGUGGUGCAAGAAUCUUCAGGCGCUCAAGGCAUUUGUCUGGAUUGAAUGGUUGCUGUUCCUCAGCACGGCACUCCUUACUCUCCGGUUCGUACUUAUCGAAAAAUCCCACGGACACAGACAUGUGUUCGAAAUGGCCCUGUCACGAUACUCCGCUUCAUAUAACUCCAACAGCAAUCACAAGCGCGGUGAUAGCGAGUUUUUGCAAUAUGGUGAGCUCACCUGAACUCAUCAUGGGAUGUAAGCCUUGUGCUACGGUGUCGGGGACGGGCAUUCCCCAGGUUACUUACUUCGGCGGCUUCGUUUCUGUUAUUAACAUGGCUACAUUGUUAUAGACAUACUUUUCUACCCCAUUGAUACCCUGUUUCCACAAAAUGAUGUACAUUUACUGUUGAACUACAGGAUAGUGUCAUAUAUGUAGUCACGUACAUUCCAUAUCCUACAAAAGGUGGUUCCAGACGCCUGUUUAAAUACG
Desarmillaria tabescens is the source of this 1005-nucleotide messenger RNA. RefSeq lists its product as uncharacterized. The transcript has 4 exons. The record is from RefSeq and is a predicted model, not a curated record. The coding region runs from base 71 to 865 and encodes 264 amino acids. Lineage: Eukaryota; Fungi; Basidiomycota; Agaricomycetes; Agaricales; Physalacriaceae.